AUGCGUACGACCCUCACUAAGAGUGCUCAAGCUCUCGUCCAGGCAAACGCGUCGACGCAGGUGUACUCCAGUGGCAUCACCGCUAUCGCACUUCCCGCCUCCUCCCCAGCAUGCCAGGUUGCUGUCUCCAUCAAGGCUGGUGCGGCCAAUGAAACCGCUGCCAACAUUGGCGCUGCCACCUUCACCCGAUACACCCUCGGUCUCUCCAACUACCGAAACACUGCUACUCUCCAGCAGCGAAUGGUCAACUUGAUGGGCGGUGAGUUCGAGACCUUUGGAAACCGAGAGCGAACGGUCGUUUCCAUCUCUGCCGGUCCAAAGGCCAUCGAGGAGCUCGCCACCGAUGUCUUGGUCCCCUCUAUCAACCAGCCUCUCUUCUUGAAAUACGAGAUGUUCCACCCAUGGAGCCAGGCCAAGGCUAACGGAUCCUGCCCAGUUGACAACGCUUUCCACCAGGCUUCCUUCACUGGUGGUCUUUCCAACAACAACGGUUUCACUGGCGGUUACGGUUCCGAGAACCCGCGAAUGCUCGAAGAGCGAGAUGAAAUCCUCGAGAACUUGGCCCGAAACUUCCACCACAGCCACUACGGUACUGAAGACAUGAUCGUCGUUGGCUCCGGCGUCUCUGAGAGCUUCCUCCAGAAGAUCGUUACCCAGCUCCAGGAGAACACCUUCUCCAACAACGCUGGUGUUGCUUCCCAGUUCUAUGCUGGACAGGUCCGCAUCGCUCGACCAGGAGCCUCCGUCGCCGUCGUCGGUAUCAACGCCACUGGCACCGAUUCUGGUGUUGCCGCUGUUGUCGCCGCUGGCCUCGGUGGCAAGGUCAUCAGCUACUCUGGCAACCAGGUCAUCCAGUUUUCUGCUCACUCUCCAGCUGAGCUUUCCACCAAGCUUGGCUCCCUUGCCGCCUUCGAUGCUGCCUCUGCCGUCUCGAGCGCUGCUCUUGCCCAGGCUGUUGCGCUCGGAUCUGGCGACAAGGCUGCCGUCGCCGCUGUUGCCACUGGCCAGGUCUCUGAUGUCUCUGGUGUUAUCGCCGAUGAAGUUAGCGCGUUCGCCGCCGAAGCCGCUGCCUCCGCUAAAUCCUUGUGUGAUGGUCGUUGUGUCAUUUGCGACUCCUAUGUUCGACCGUCGACCCUUGUCCGUAUCUGUGACGAAUGUAACUACGGCUCCUUCCAGGGUCGCUGUGUGAUUUGUGGUGGCCCAGGAAUUUCGGACGCGUACUACUGCCGUGAGUGCACCAAGCUCGAGAAGGACAGAGAUGGUUGCCCAAAGAUUGUCAAUCUUGGCUCGGCGAAGACUGACCUGUUCUACGAAAGGAAGAAGUUCGGCUUUAAAAAGACUUUCUAA
Molecule: messenger RNA, 1347 nt
Organism: Oikopleura dioica
Lineage: Eukaryota; Metazoa; Chordata; Appendicularia; Copelata; Oikopleuridae
Source: the annotation of a GenBank genome assembly